GGAGGGAGAGACUGGAGGAGCCAGGGCUACUUGCGCGCAGGCGCACUGGCUUGCACCUGGCUCCCGGCAGCCGUGGAAUUAAGCAUCGCCUGCCAGGAUUGCGGGACAGCAAUGGCCAGACUGCCCAUGGCUAUGAGCCCUCAAUGCUCCUGGGGCUGAGGCUCAGCCAACAGCCAUGGGGCUGAACUGGCCCCAAGUCUGGUUGUUGGGCCUGCCCACAGCCAUGGUCUAUGGUUCCUUGGCUCUCUUCACCUCCAUCCUGCACAAUGUGUUCCUGCUCUACUAUGUGGAUACCUUUGUCUCUGUGUACAAGAUCAACAAAGUGUCCUUCUGGGUUGGAGAGACGGUGUUUCUCCUCUGGAACAGUUUCAACGACCCCCUCUUCGGCUGGCUCAGUGACCGCCAUUUCCUCAGCUCCCAGCAACGGUCAGGUGCUGGGCUCUCCUCCAGAGCUGUGGUGCUGACCCGGGUGCGGGCUCUGGGCUGGCAUGGGCCACUGCUGGCACUGUCAUUCCUGGCAUUCUGGGUACCCUGGGCCCCAGCUGGCUUGCAGUUCUUGCUGUGCCUGUGUCUUUAUGAUGGCUUCCUGACACUUGUGGACCUACACCAUCAUGCCUUGCUGGCCGAUCUGGCUCUCUCAGCCCAUGACCGCACCCACCUCAACUUCUACUGCUCCCUCUUCAGUGCAGCUGGAUCCCUAUCUGUCUUUGCCUCCUAUGUCUUCUGGAACAAGGAGGACUUUUCCUCUUUCCGUGCCUUCUGUGUGGCAUUGGCUGCUGGAUCUGGGCUGGGCUUUCUAGGGGCCACGCAAUUGCUGAGGCGACGGGUUGAGACAACCAGAAGGGACCGGGGCUACCCAGCCCUGGUCAUGGAUGGUGGCCUUGGUGAAGAGGAGCCACUGGUAGGUGCUGAGGAGGCAGGGAGUGUCACCCUGGGCCAGUACCUCCAGCAGCUGGCACGCCACCAAAACUUCCUGUGGUUUGUGGGCAUGGACCUGGUGCAGGUGUUUCACUGCCACUUCAACAGCAAUUUCUUCCCCCUUUUCCUGGAGCACCUGUUGUCAGACCACCUCUCCCUCUCCACUGGCUCCUUCCUGUUGGGCAUCUCCUAUGUUGCUCCUCAUCUCAACAACCUCUACUUCCUGUCCCUGUGUCGGCACUGGGGCGUCUACGCAGUGGUGCGGGGGCUCUUCCUGCUCAAGCUAGGCCUUAGCCUGCUCAUGCUGUUGGCUGGUCCGGACCACCCUGGCCUGCUUUGCUUCUUCAUUGCAAGCAAUCGUGUCUUCACUGAGGGUACUUGUAAGCUGCUGACCCUGGUGGUCACUGACCUGGUAGAUGAGGACCUGGUUCUGAACCACCGAAAACAGGCAGCUUCAGCACUUCUCUUUGGCAUGGUUGCCCUGGUGACUAAACCAGGCCAGACCUUUGCCCCAUUGCUUGGUACCUGGCUGCUCUGCUUCUACACAGGUCAUGACCUUUUCCAGCAGCCCCCAAUGACUCCUGUGGGGAGUGUCCAGCCAUGGCCAGAGCCACCAGCCCCAGCCCCAGCACAGGCUCCAACGCUCCGCCAGGGCUGCUUCUACCUACUGGUGUUGGUGCCCAUCACCUGUGCACUGCUGCAGCUCUUCACCUGGUCCCAGUUCACGCUGCAUGGGAGACGCCUACGCAUGAUCAAGGCCCAGCGCCAGAACCUGACACAGAUCCAAACACUGGACAUUAAGAUGGUAUGAGAGGUGUGGCAGGGCCACUCUGCUGAGGUCACUGCCCUAGGUCUGGGCCUAGGGCACCUUCCUUGGGUGCAGCCUGGAGGACAGAAGGCAAAUUGAGGGCUCCGGCGGUGGUGGUGGGGGGAGGGGGGGCUGAGCCAGGAUGUCACUGAGGUCUCCCCCUCUUUAACUAGCUGACUCAGCUUGGGCAAGCGCUGGGCCAUAUAUGCUCAGGGACCUGCUACUGCCAUGGGGCAGGAGGAAAGAGGAGGACCAGAAAGGGUAAGGCUCAGUGUGAUGUAUAAGGGGCUGCCACGAGGCCUGGCCCACUUCCUGGCUGGGGCUGUCCUCUCUGAUUGGCUCAGGAACCCUUUCUGAUACUGUGCCUGCUUCCUUUUGCCCAGUCAGGAGAAGCUGGCUGUAAGUGCCAUUUGCCUCCUCCUCCCACCCUUCUAGUAGUUUCUCUCAGAGGGCUCUCUGCUUCAGCUAUGCUUGAAGCAGCCUAUUCCCUCUGCUGUAGUGCUCCCCAAACCCCAGCAGGCCUCUGAACUCCAUAAAGAAGCUCAUUUCAUUACAGAUCAAGUAAAGCCAGUCAUUCCUAUUCUUCAGGUCUAUGCCAUUUGUGUGUGUGUGUGUGUGUGUGUGUGUGUGUGUGUGUGUGUAGCAGAGAGACAAAUACCCCGAGAGCAUUUUCCUAAAUAGAAUAGCACUGCAACUGCAUCAGACUCAUUGUGGUGCCAAGACAAGAAUGCAGAUGGUAAGCUGAACCUGGUGAUCCAUGCCUGUAAUCCCACCGUUUGGAAGACUGAGGCAGGAUCGCCUCAAGUUCAAAGCCAUCCUGGGCCAGAGUGGCACCAUGUCUCAAAAACAAACAAUGACAACAAAUACAGAUAGACCACUGGCUGCUUGGGCCUGGAACCAGUUGCCUUAGUGCACUUCCCCCAUAUCACUACUGGACACAGUUGUCAAAGAACAGGCAUUCUGAGCCCAGAGAUCACAAGAUGCUUCAGAAAAUACUAGUGUUGAUUCUCCAAGAUUGUGACUGAGUGGGUCUAGACUGUGGUAUAAACUUUGGAGUAAUGAAAACCUCUCUGUACGUGAUUUUAUC
Molecule: messenger RNA, 2813 nt
Organism: Nannospalax galili (Upper Galilee mountains blind mole rat)
Lineage: Eukaryota; Metazoa; Chordata; Mammalia; Rodentia; Spalacidae
Gene: Slc68a1
Product: major facilitator superfamily domain containing 13A
Exons: 9
Coding region: 176-1729 (517 amino acids)
Source: RefSeq, a predicted model, not a curated record